Molecule: messenger RNA, 1899 nt
Organism: Prorocentrum cordatum
Lineage: Eukaryota; Dinophyceae; Prorocentrales; Prorocentraceae
Source: the annotation of a GenBank genome assembly
AUGUGCGAAGCGCUCGCGGUUGUCAAAGACGCCGACCCGCGCGGAAGGCGCAUGCAAUGUGUUUCUGGGGUCAGACGCUCUAUCGAGCAUGUAUCCAUCCAGCUUCUGAGCAGCGCUGGCGAGCUGGAAGAUGACGAGAGGCCCGCGACCCCAGACCCCUACCUGCCUGGCGUCAGCAAGCGGCAGUGGGAGGCCAAGGUUUCUGCUUGGCGCAGGGAAAUGUCGCGACUUCUUGACGAGGUGCCGGCUGGUGCGACGGAAUUGGCGGCGGCCGAAGAGUUCGGCGUCUGGGUAGAGCCUUCACCGCCAGCCGUUCGCGGCUGUCGAUCUCUCCUGCAAGAUGGAAACUGCAUCCCGCUCGCUUACAGCAUCCUGACGCGGGACUUCUGCGGCGGCAUCGACUACUGCGCGCGACUUCCCACUCGUUGCGCCGACGUCGCCAACCACUUCGGCUGCUCUCUGACCGUCGUGCGCCUGCAGGCUUCGCAGCAGGGUGCGUGCUUACUCUUGCCCGGGAAGUAUUUCUGCCAUAUGCGGUGCCAUUGCUGCGCUGCGGCUGUUUUCCCAGGAUCAUCUUCGGCGAUCGUGUGGAGAGGUUUCAGCCGCCACGUUCUGUCGAUGGCGCAGUGGGUCCGCCGCGUCGAAGAAGUCGAGGGCGCGCUGUUGCAUAUCACUUGCAGCAGUGAAGCGGGCCUCGACGUCGAUUUGACAACUGGGCGGGGAUCGCGGGGGACCGCGGCCGAAAGGGGCUUCAUGGGCGCCGACGAUGAUCUGCUGGGAGGCAUGGCGCAUGGGGAAGAUGUAUCCAAUGCGUGUCUCAGCGUGGUUCUGAAUACGCUGGGGGCGCACGUGCCGACCAGCGUGCAAGGCCCAUUCCGUGCGCUCGAGCACGGGGACCAAUUGCUGUCAUAUCUCGGCCUCGUCUUGGUCCGGCAGCCGCGGGGGCCGACCGGCCGGGGGCGUUAUGUCAAGUGGGGGCCGCCGCGGCGCGAAGCUGGACUGGCCGCGAGCGUCGGCCACUUCGCAGCCGUUAUCCUGCAGCCAGGCAAUGCCGCUGUGAUAGACCGCCGAGCAGGCCUGCCAGCUGUUCGCGAGUGGCGAGCGUGCAGCGACAUUCCGGACGUUGUGGAGCACAAGUGGCUCUUGUUGUUGGAGCUCGGCGCGCAGAGGCCAGGGCCUGAGAGCGGUUCGAUGGCGCCGCAGGAGGCGGUGCCCCACGUCCCGUGCGAUUUCUCCUUCGAGCUGCCGCGUCUUCCGAAGAUUCGCCUACUCGAGCGACUCAACGCUCGCCCGCGGGGCACUCAGUUGCACUUCGCUGCUCGUCUGCGCGAGUUACUUGUUUCGCACGCGGCCUGCGACGCCGAGAUCUGCGCCGAGGUGAAGGCAACUGCGAGAGCGGAGAUCGUGGAGAAAUGGCGCCUGGGCAAGGAAGGGGCUGCGAGGCGGGGCACCUGGAUGCUCUGGACGUUCGAGGCCCGCCUCAAUCGCGUUACGGUGCCGCGCGACGCCGUGGAGUUUCAGUUAUUCCUGAAAUUUCUGGGCGCGCUGAGAGGUCUGGCGGCUUUCCGCGCCGAGUGGGCCAUCUUCGCCGAGCGCGAGGGGCUUGCUGGGUCAAUCGAUUUCGCGGCCCGAGACUCUGCGGGCAGCUUGUGCAUAUGCGAUUGGAAGCGGGCGAAGAAUUUUCGUUCGAAGUUCACGAAUCCAUGGGAUAUUAUGAAGUUUCCAUUGGGCCUGUUGCCAGACUGCCAGGGAAAUCAUUACCAGGUGCAGCUUAAUAUUUACAGGUGGAUGUUGGAACGGUACUACGGCGCCCGCGUGGCUGCGAUGUAUGUAGUCUGCCUGCAUCCGGACAACUGUGACCAGCCCUUCGUGGACGACGUGCCGGUGAUCCGGACAUAG